CAGCCUAGAAUUCCAAUCUUAAUGCAUAACAUAUACUAGUGUACAUCAAUAACUCCAAUAUAAUUUUACAGUAUGACUCAACCCAGAAACAAUAACAGUACGUGGAUAAAAAUUAACCAAUUAGAAUUCAGUUGGCAGAUUAUUGGUCGAUUUGAUAGUUUGGUGGAUUUGACGGGUAUAGAUAGUUUCAUGUGUUUGGCCUAUAGAUCACGAAGAUUAGUUUUUUUAAGUAUAUAUAGCAGUAGUUACUAGGUCGUUGUACCGUUACACAUUUUUUGUGGUACUUGAUUUAAAUUCGACGUAAUUAUGGACAACUACAGGACGGAAAUAAACAUACCGAUUUCAAGAGAUAAGCGAACAUUUGAACAGCGCCGAAAGGAUAUGCUCAGCAAUCUUGAACGUAGUUACAGCAAACAUUCAAGAACAAAUAUCAUCAAGAAUUCAGGUACAGAAACUUCUGUACCCCUUUCUGAAUCGACUACAGUUGGGUCACAUCGUAACGUCAGUGAUUGGGAUGAUGAAGUUAAUCGAUGGAUCAAUGAUACACGUAGCAAGUGGAGUGAAGAUAUGAAACGAAUGCGGCAGUCCAUGUUCGCUUUAGAACCUGUUGAUGAUUUUGAUCUUGAUCAUUGGGGUAAUUUUGAACCGAUUCAUUCAUUGGAUGAUCCAUCAACUAUGAUGGAACAAAUGGAACGUCGAAUGGAAUCAUUACGACAAAAAAUGGGAACUAUGUCUGGUUUUGGUCCAUCGCAUUUUUCUGGUCCUAAUACUUCAAGUAUGCAAACAUCCAGUUCACGUAUCACAUCAUCCACAUCACAUAGUAGUGGUAGUGAUCCAAAAAAUAUGGUAACUAAAAGUAAUGUUGUCGAAUCAACACAACAUACACGUACUGUAGACGGAGAGACAACAACAACUUCAAGUCAUUCAAGUUCAUCGUCUAAUACAUCAGGAUUACCAGGAAGUAAAAUUAAUAUCACUAAUACACCAGGAAGUUUAAUUCAACAAACAAGUAUCCCAUGUGGUAUGAUGGAUUUUCUCAAAGAUGCCUAUGAAUUAGGUGAUGAUGGAAAGGUACAUUUCAAAGUACGAUUUGAUGCAAAAGAUUUUUCACCAGAAGAUAUUGAAGUGACCACAGUUGAUAAUCAUCUUCGAGUUCAUGCUAAAAAAUCAAUUAAAUCUGGUAAUUCAACUAGUGUACGUGAAUUUCAUCGUUCUGUUGAUUUGCCACGUUCAAUUGAUCAUGAACAUUUUCAAUGUCAUUUGACAGAGGAUGGCGUAUUAAUACUGGAUGCACCAGUUAAAGCUCCUGACUAUAAAACGAUCACAUUUCAAGAUGACCGUCAACUUGGCAUCCGACCACGAGCUGAAUCUGAGAUAAAAGCCAAUCCAAAUAGUAAUAAAACACCAGUGUGUUUAACUGUAACUGGUUGUUCUGAACCAACAAUAAUGAAAGAUGGCAUCAAUGGAAGAAAACUACAUCUUGAAGUCACUGUCGAUCCAAUUUAUAAAGCUGAUGAAUUAUGCGUUCGUAUGGAUUCGAAUCGUAUAGUUAUAACUGGUAGUCAAAAGAAAACUGACGCAUCAUCAACGUCUACUGCAGAAUUCACUCAAUCAUUUGAAGUUCCUGAAACAGUAGAUCCAUUUUCAGUUACUGCUCAAUUGAUUGGAACAACACUUGUUGUUGAAGCACCAUUAUUAUGCACAGUUUAAAUUCAAUAGGAAAAACUCAUUUCAUCAUGAACAAUAUGUGUAUGUGUGUGUAUGUGUGUGUGUGUAGGAGAGAUAGAAUAGACUGGGCUCAUUAUGAAAAUUAUGUUUUCGUAAAUGACAUACUACAAUGAAUGUGUAAUUUUUUUCUUGGGGGGAGAUGAAGGGUCGAUUCUUUAAUUUAUAUUUUCUUUUCUUUAUGUAUUAUUGUUGCAUCAUCCCUUUGCUAUUAAAAUCGAUUAUUUUCUACAUGUUCAAUCAUAACUGUCAAUUAUGAGGCUGACGUAGUUUUUUUCACGAGAAAAAUCUGCUCAAUGUUGUCCAUUCUAUGAAAGAUACACAACUGCUUUGUUUAUCUCUGACCUUUUCUUUAUAAUUGUUUAAUUUCUCUCUGUCAGUUUAUGUUUUAUAUCUUCUGUAUUUUUGCUUUGCUACUUCCCAAAGACGAGAUGAACUAGGUAGUCAGUAAUCUUGUUUGUUUAUCAUGAUGAAACUUAAUUAUAUUUAUUUAUUUAUCUACCACAUAUGAUUAACAUUUUCGCAUGCGAUCGUUUGUUUGUUGGUUCGUUCGUUCUUUCUUCAGUGUUACAUCAUUUUAUCAUGUAAAACCAAAUUUUUUUUGCUUAUAUUAUCAUUUUUCUGUGAAUGUGCUUGUAUGCACAGACUCUGGUUACUUUUCAUAAGUAAAAUAAUCAAUGAUAGGCACAAUGAAGAUGGAGGUGACUCUAACCACUGUCGUCAUCAAGACUACCAGCAUCAUCGUCAUCAUUACGACAACAGUCACUAUUGUGACCAUUUGGUUAGCCUAUCCGCAAUGCUUUUUGUUCAAAACUAAAUAAACAUGUUUGAAAAGAUUGAAUUAAUUAUUGCUUUGUUUAACUGUAAUAUUACUCUAAACAGAAUGCAUUAAUUUUGUCAGAUGUAAUCAUCUGAAGCACAGUGUAUAUCAUUUGAGGGAGUUUCGUUAUGUUCGUGAACAGAAUAAUAUAUUUUAACUAGGCUUUCAGAGAUAUUUCCUUUACAAAAAAAUAAAACCCUAAAAUCUGAG
Messenger RNA from Schistosoma turkestanicum, 2755 nucleotides. The record is from the annotation of a GenBank genome assembly. Lineage: Eukaryota; Metazoa; Platyhelminthes; Trematoda; Strigeidida; Schistosomatidae.